AUGACAGGAGCAUCUUAUACCAACAAACGCCUAAGCAGAGGCAUCAAUGCUCUCGUGGGCGGCAGCGGAGACACACCCAUUGUCUGCCUCGCCGGCUGGCCAGAGACAGCUGAAGCGUUCGCCGAGGUACUUCCCUUACUGGCUGAAUUCCACUGUGUCCUAGUCCUCGAUCUGCCAGGUCUCGGCGACUCAGCACCCAGCAAAGAUGGCUACGACACGCAAACCAUCAGUAGGAUUCUCGCGGAAGUGGUCGAGGCAGAGCUCGGCGUGUCGGUGAAAUACCAUCUCGUGGGCCACGAUGUGGGCGCAUGGGUCGGAUAUUCAUGGGCAGCGCAGUAUGGGUCUUCACUACUGAGCUUGACAUUGAUAGACUCCGUGAUCCCCGGCCUCGCCGUACUCCCGGAAUACCCUUUACCCGACGGGCCGAACAUCAAGCUGUGGCAGUUCGCGUUCAAUCGGCUCCCUGAGCUGCCAGAGGUGCUGACGGAAGGGCGCGAGCGCCAACUGUUAGACUGGCUGUUCGAUCGCAAAUCCGUCCACCCUGAACGCAUCACACCUGCGAAGCGCAACAGAUAUGUGGCGUGCUACUCACGACCCGGAGCGAUGAGUUGUGGAUUUGCGUACUACCGCGCUAUCCCGGAGAAUGUAAGGCAGAAUCGUGAGGUGUCGUCCAUAAAUAAAUUACAGCUGCCCAUGCUAGCUCUGGGUGGAGCGCAAGCAGCAGGGGAUAUAAUGAAGACCACGCUGGGCCUUACAGCGAAGUCGGAGGAGUCGAGAUUUGUCGCCAUAGAGGACUGUGGCCAUUACGUGGUGGAGGAACAGCCUGAAGUUUCUGCAAGAGAGAUACUCGCCUUCGUUGCGGCGAUCAAGGCACGUUGA
This is a messenger RNA of Exophiala aquamarina CBS 119918, 879 nucleotides long. RefSeq lists its product as uncharacterized. The record is from RefSeq and is a predicted model, not a curated record. Gene Ontology annotation, molecular function: catalytic activity. The transcript has a single exon. NCBI's taxonomy places the organism in Eukaryota, Fungi, Ascomycota, Eurotiomycetes, Chaetothyriales, Herpotrichiellaceae. The coding region runs from base 1 to 879 and encodes 292 amino acids.